This is a messenger RNA of Fonticula alba, 822 nucleotides long. RefSeq lists its product as hypothetical. NCBI's taxonomy places the organism in Eukaryota, Rotosphaerida, Fonticulaceae. The coding region runs from base 1 to 822 and encodes 273 amino acids. The transcript is spliced from 5 exons. The record is from RefSeq and is a predicted model, not a curated record.
AUGGCCUCCUCCCAAGUGGAGCCACGUGUGCUCGAGCACCUGGACCAGUGGGUCAACCAGGAUAAGCAACCUAUCACCGCACGCUAUCUGUCGGCCUACUUCGACAUCCCCAUCAACCAAUCGAGAGGCAGCGCCUGGUCGUCGCACCUGAACGCCCUGAGCGUGCCCUUCCUCAAACGCUAUACCGCCCUCCCCCUGAAGCCGCUGGCCUCUCUCAAGGGCGAUGUGUCGCUUCCUGGGGCCGCGGCCCCCCCGCCGACGCCCGUCGCACCCAAGCCCCUGCCGGCCGACCCGCGUGCCGGCCUGACCCCGUCCACUCCGAGCACCCCGAAGCCGGACGAGCCGGUCGUCCCGAAGCUGGUUCCCCAGCCCGCCCAAUCGAAGCUGUCCAUGCAAUCGACUGCCUCUUCCUCGUCCUCUUCAUCUUCCUCGUCCUCCUCGUUCGAAGUUUCGCCCAUGAGCUCCCUCCAGCAUGUGGACGAUGUGCAAGCGCCAAGUGCCCGCAAGACCGAGGCGGCUCCGCGCCCGGGCAUGCGUGCCGUUCACAAGCGCGAGGUCACGCGCUGCGAGCGCACCGGGCGCACCACCACCCGCUAUGUGACCGUUUGGGAGGAGGUCGAUCCGGACACUGCCACCAGCGAGCAGGCCCCGCAGGAGCCCGCCCCGGCGCCCUUGCUGGAGCCUGCCCCGACUGCCACCUCGGCUGCUCCGACUGGCUCGGCCAACAAACGCCCCGCCCCGGCUGCGGCUGCCAAGAAGGGUACCGCUCCGCCUGCCAAAAAGCAGGCCACCUUAGGCGCCUUCUUCAAACCCAAGCAGUAG